AUGCAUGCAUGCAUGUUAUGUUUUGAUGCUUCUCAAACCCAAAUAUUGUCCUGCCUCAAACCUUUCUGUUCUUCUUCUUCAAAUCAUCAAAAAUAAUCGUAUGGUAGGUUGAUCUUUAUUAAGGUUUUGUGGCUAGGAAGAAUGGGACGCGCCCAACAGUCACUGAUUUAUGCUUUCGUGGCUCGUGGAAAUGUGAUUCUGGCCGAGUACUCUGGCUUCAGCGGCAAUUACAUCUCCGUCGCCACUCAAUGCCUUCAAAAGCUUCCCUCUUCCAACAACAAAUUUAACUAUAAUUGUGAUGGACAUACCUUCAAUUAUCUCGUUGAGAAUGGAUUCACAUACUGUGUUGUGGCCGUGGAGUCUGCGGGCAGAACAACUCCAAUGGCCUUUCUGGUGAGAGUGAAAGAAGAGUUCACGAAGCGAUAUGGUAGUGGCAAGGCUAAAACUGCUUCCGCGAAAAGCUUGAAUAAAGAGUUUGGACCCAAACUGAAAGAGCAGAUGCAAUAUUGUGUGGAUCAUCCGGAAGAAAUCGACAAGAUUGCUAAGGUUAAAGCUCAGGUUACUGAAGUAAAGGGAGUUAUGAUGGAAAAUAUUGAAAAGGUUCUUGACCGCGGGGAGAAGAUUGAGUUGCUGGUAGACAAAACUGAUAAUCUUCGCAAUCAGGCACAAGAUUUCAGGCAGCAAGGAACCAAAAUGAAAAGGAAGAUGUGGAUCCAGAAUAUGAAGAUGAAACUGAUUGUUUUCGGUAUCAUCGGUGUGAUUGUGAUGAUCAUCUUUUUGUCUAUAUGCCCUCGCUUCAAGUGUUGA
This is a messenger RNA of Daucus carota subsp. sativus, 807 nucleotides long. RefSeq names its product putative vesicle-associated membrane protein 726. The transcript is spliced from 5 exons. Gene Ontology annotation, biological process: vesicle-mediated transport. Gene Ontology annotation, cellular component: membrane. The record is from RefSeq and is a predicted model, not a curated record. Bases 142 to 807 code for a protein of 221 amino acids. NCBI's taxonomy places the organism in Eukaryota, Viridiplantae, Streptophyta, Magnoliopsida, Apiales, Apiaceae.